UUUUUUUAAUGCGUAUAAUGUCAAGAUUAUGUAAUAGAUUUUUUUUAAUGAUAAAUAAUAUAUCACAUUAAUAUAAAAAUUGUCGUUGUCAUUCAUUCAAGUGGUGUGAAGUGGUGAAUCAACAGUUUAUUAUUUACUGAUUGAAAACUGAUUUACUGAUUUAAAAAAUACAAAAAAAUCAUUCUGUUUUCAACUACCCUACCGACAACAAUAUAAUUAAAAAAAAAAAACACUCAAAAUAAGUAAAAUUUAUUGCAAGAAAAAAUAUUAAAAUGACAGCUAAUAUUAAUAAUGAUAAACUGUCAGAAGUAUUAAAGCUAUUUUUACUUCCAAAUUAUAAUGUUGUGUCAACAACAUAUUUAGAUCUACUUUUAACUCAUAUAGCUGACAACAAAAAUGAAGCUCAACAAUAUGAAUUAUUAAAAAAUUGGAUCAUUGAGGCUUUAAAUAUUUGGAGUCAAGAUGACAACAAACCAUGUCAAUCAGUUGGUGUAUUUACCUUAAAAUUAAUUGGAAUAUUAUCAAAAGAUGAAAACUAUUUUUAUGAUAUAAUUAACAAUGAUAUAUUUAAUAAAAUAUUUAAAAUAUUCAACUUAAGAAAUGAUGAUUUAUCAGCAUCAAUGAAAAUGGCAUACACAUCAUUACUUGUUGAUAUUAUUGAUCACAAAAUUGGACGUCAAUGGAUAAAAAAUACAGGUAUUUGGAUUGAUAUGGUUAAAUAUGCUCAAUUGAAUCCUACAAUGUAUGUAACAAGAGAAACUCAAAAAUUCAUCUACACAAUGUUGGCUGAAGAAUCUCAAGAUAAAGUUUUUUGUAAAAAUAUUAUAAUUGCAAUAAGUGAGCCAAUUAUAAAUAAUAAAUUUAAUGGUAAUUUACAUGGUAUUGAUUUAAGUGAUGUAUAUGAAGAUCAACAAAAUCAAAUAUGUACAACAUUUGAUUUAAUAACAAGUAUAUAUGAUAAUAUAUUAUUUAAAAAUAUGGAUAACACAAUACCAGAUAUGUUUGAGGAAUUAUGUGAUUUAACAUCACGUACUGUUGCAUUUAUUGAAGCUUGGAUAAAUACACGUUUAUUUAAAAAUAUACAAACAUUAUGGAUAUUAAUUUGUUUUUAUAAAUUAAAAAAAGGUCUUAAUCAUGAUAAAUUAAUAAUCGAUGCUGAAGGCUGGGAAAAUUAUCGUUCAUUAUUUUGUCAUGUACAAAUAAAUCUUAUUAAAAAAAAUAAAAUUAUUGAUUCAUUAAGAUCAAAUAAAUUAGCAUUAAUAUAUUGGAAAAAAUUACAAACAUUAAGACCAUUUGAAAUGCCACAUGGACAUAAAUUUAAUCAUCAAAAUAUUGCACUUAUGAUAACACCAAUGGGUUCAUUACUGAAACGUGAAUUAAUGCAAAAUGAGUUUUGUAAAAUAUUUAUUGAUAAAUUAUUUGAUGUAACAUGCCAACCAGUACAAAGAAUAUGUUAUGAUUUAAAAGAUGCAAUGGAUAAAGAAAAAAUAAAUGCUCAAUAUAUUUGUAAAGCAUCAAUUGAAAUGUUAAUUGAAAUUAUUGAUGUUAUGGAUAGAAGUACUGCUGUUAUAACAUUUCAAAGUAUGUUACAUACAUUAAAUAAUUUUAUGCCAAAUAGUAGUCCAUGUAUGACUAAAAAUAAUGAUAUAAAUAAUAAAAAAAAAUUUACAACACAAACAAUAUUUGAUGGUGAUCCAAUUGUUGAUAAUCCAUUAAUAUUACCAACACUUCUUGAUGGUAUUGCUAUUAUGACUGAUAAAUUUCAAUUUAAAUGGGCUGAUUGUUUAGAAACAAUAUGUGUAUUAACUCUUGCACAAGGAAUUUUAAAUAAUCCUGGUGCUCAGCCAAAUUUAUGUGUCAAAGCAUUACAAUUAUGUAAAUUAUCAAUACAAAAUUUUAUGCCACCAAAUUUAGCAUUACUGGUUGAAUCAGACAGCAACAUGAAUGACAUUGGUACAACACUUUACAAAAGAUUACAUGAUCAAAAUUGGGAAGUACGUGAUAGUGUACUUGAGGUAUUAACAACAAUAGCAACAAUAUCAGAAAAUAAAUAUCCAGCAUUUCAAGAUAUACUGAUACAUCAUAAAUUUUUAACAGUUGCCAUUGAUAUAUUUAUGAAUGACGGUGAAAGUUAUGUACGUGCAUCAGCAAUUAAAUUUAUUUAUAUAACAAUUAAAAUAGAUAAAUUAUGGAAUGAAGAAUUAUCAAAUUUAAAUUUACCAGAUAAAAUUAUUACAUUAUUUAACAAUGAGAGUGAAGCUAUUGUUAGAAAAGAAAGUGUAACGUUAAUUAAAGAAUUAUAUAUAUUUAGAAAAUGGCAAAAAUCAAUGAUUGAUGAAAUGAUUAAAACAAUGGCUGAUGCUGCUGUCAAUGAUUUACACUGGGAAGUUAAAAUAAAUGCACUUGAAUUUUGGAGAUAUUUUAUUAAGCUACAAUUACAAGAUCAAGGUAUGCUUGAUGGUUGUUUUCCAAAUGUAACAUUUUCAAAAGACGAUAGAAAAAUAGUAUCAUUGAAUGAAAAUGAAAUUAAACGUAGAUUAAAUAAAGCACUUGAUAAUAUGGCUAAGGAUAAUUGUCUUGGUGUAUUAAUUUCAACUCUAAAUGACGAUUGUGAUUUUGAAGUAUCAAAAACAUCAGCUGAUAUUAUUAAAAAUCUUAAAGAUGUUUUAUUAAAAUAUAAAAUUGAUCAACCAGAACCAGCUGAAUUGUCAUUAAAAGAUUAUCCAACAAUUGAUACUAAUUACAUAAAAACACCAAUCGUCAUGAAAAAUAACAGCCAUGAUAAUUCAGCUAUCAAAAUACUUGAUGAAAUUGUUGAUUCAAAUGACGCCAAUUUAUUGUCAAAAAUCUAUGAAAAUUCAUUGAAUAUUAAUAAUAAUAAUGAGCUUAAAAAGAUCCAAAAAAUUAUCAAUAUUACGAGGGAAAAUUUUUUGUGUAUUAUUUUAAAUACUGAUGUUGAGUUAUUUAUUGAUGAGAAAAAAAAAUGGUUAAAUAAUUAUACAAUUAGCUUUGAUUCUGUACUUGAAGAUAUAAUUACUGUUUAUAAUCAAAAAGGAAUUAAUAAUACAAUGGAUUGUUAUUAAAUAAAAAUGAUAUUUCUUUUAUUAUUAUUAUUAUUAUUAUUAUUAUUAUUAUUAUGUUGUAACAAGUUUGAAGAUAAAUAUAAACUCGAAUAAUGUAUUAUUUUUUAACUACAAGAAUAAC
Molecule: messenger RNA, 3204 nt
Organism: Aphidius gifuensis
Lineage: Eukaryota; Metazoa; Arthropoda; Insecta; Hymenoptera; Braconidae
Exons: 4
Coding region: 273-3083 (936 amino acids)
Biological process (GO): DNA damage response; positive regulation of protein phosphorylation; cell population proliferation
Cellular component (GO): nucleus
Source: RefSeq, a predicted model, not a curated record